AUGGCUGGAUCGUUUUACCAACACACUGGAGGUGGAUCCAAUUACAUCUGUUUACCACUGAAUCCACAGUAUGACAAAUACAGGAGUGGGGUUCAAGCUCAGAGUUAUCUUUAUGGUACCGAGUUGGAAACCAGUGGUUUCUUUUCACCGUUUGGCAGUCUUCAAGAGCAGAACCCUACCUGUGCUGUAUGUCACGUGACGGGAAGAUCAUCCCAGAUCAUGAUUCCGGGUCACAUGACCUGUCCGCCAUCAUGGAGUCGGGAAUACCAUGGUUACCUGAUGAGCGCGAGCAACAAUCACAAGGGUCGUACAGAGUUUAUCUGUGUUGAUGGCAAUCCUGAGGUGUUGCGUGGCGAGAAUGCCAACACGAAUGGAGCUCUCCUGUACUUUGUGGAAGUCAAGUGCGGCGUUGGAUUGGACUGUCCACCGUUCGACAAUAAUAAGGAAUUAACAUGUGUGGUGUCAGCCGAGGCUGUUCGUGUGUUCGUCCGCUAUUGCAUGCACGAACCUGAUCGACCUGAUCGAGUGGGUUGA
Messenger RNA from Sycon ciliatum, 534 nucleotides. RefSeq lists its product as uncharacterized. NCBI's taxonomy places the organism in Eukaryota, Metazoa, Porifera, Calcarea, Leucosolenida, Sycettidae. The coding region runs from base 1 to 534 and encodes 177 amino acids. The transcript is spliced from 4 exons. The record is from RefSeq and is a predicted model, not a curated record.